AUGUUUCAUAUAUUGCAUGCUGUUUUCCUCUCCUUUCUCCCUCAAGCAAUUUGUUUUGGAUUUUUCCAAAGUGUCGGAGCCAAAGGCCGCGUUUUGUGCCAUGGAAUCGCGGUUGAUAACGAAGUGAGUGACAUUUUCUAUUUUGGUCUUCCAUAGCAAAACUGUAAAACUAAAACUGUAACUGAUAAGAUAAAAUAAUAGUGCAAUUUCAGGCAGUUAUUCUCGUUGAGAAAGAUUGGUUUUUUAACGACCUAUUAGAACAGUCCGCAACAAAUGAUAAUGGAGAGUUUACAAUCUGGGGAAUGGACAAAGAAGUGUCAGAAAUCGAUCCAAUAAUUAAAAUGUAAAGAGAUUUUUUGGGCUGAAUUUUUGUUGUUUUAAUACUUUAGAGAGUCCGAAUGCCCUGUUGAUUCAAAUUGCGUCCGAAAAUUCAAAAUGAAAAUACCAAAACAAUUCAUUACAUGGCACCGAAAACCUCCCGGAGAACUGUUUGAUAUGGGGGAAGUAGAGCUCCUGGACGCUCCAUUAAAGUCAACAUGCAACCUUACGUCAAAUUCAAAUUAA
This is a messenger RNA of Bursaphelenchus xylophilus (pine wood nematode), 564 nucleotides long. NCBI's taxonomy places the organism in Eukaryota, Metazoa, Nematoda, Chromadorea, Rhabditida, Aphelenchoididae. The record is from the annotation of a GenBank genome assembly.